AUGGGAAAUACUAACCAAAAUAGUGAUAAGACAAAAUUACCACCCUUGAAAAGAGUUCUAUCUAAUCAAAGGUUAGUUUUACCAUCACAAAGAUUAAUAAGAAUACCUUCAAAAUCUUCAAGAUCAGUUUCUCCAACAAGAAAUAUGUUUUCACCUAAUCCAGUAAGUCCAUUAUAUCCAUCUUCAUUAUCACCGCCGCUUAAGAAACCUAGAAAGGAUUCUGAAAAACAAGAACACAUUCAACAAAAGCAGCAACAAGAACAGCAACAGCAGCAGCAGCAACAACACCAACUACGUCAACAACCAGAAGAAUCUACAUCAAGUUCAUUUCUAGGUAAUAGUUUUGCUAAUUUAAGUUAUACAAGAAGUCAACCACUUAAAGAUCAAACACCGCCUAUUGAAAAUGAAGAUCAGAAAUUUUUUCGAUUAGCUAAAGAAGCUUUAGUAGCAACUGCAAAAGGUGCAGCAGCAAAUAAAAAUAAAGAUGGAGGAACAAAUAAUGGAGAAUCUUCAGGAAUAAUUGAUUCUACAUUACAAGAUUUAUUAACUAGAUUACAAUAUGCUAGUGCUCCUCAUGGAAAUCCAUUAGCUCAAUUGAGUAAUUUACGUAGAAAUUCAAUUGGUAUGGUUGAUAUACUUGAUGGUUAUGAUAAUUUUCCUGAUUUUAAUAAUAAUAUUUUCAGAAAUACACCUAAUGAAGCUAUUGUUGAUUCAACAAGACAUCAUCCUUCAGGAAAUGAACCUGGUUGGAAUUUCCUACUUGGAGAAGAAUCAAUUGCUAUUAAACAAUCCAAUGAGGAUAAUAAUAGUGGGCAUCAAGAAGAGCAACCCGAAGAAGAUCAAAGAGAACGAUCUAUUGGGAAGCAAAGAAAAAAGAAACUAUUUCAUAUAGAAGAACCAGAACAUGAUGAUGAUGAUGAUGGAGAUUUUAUAGAAGGGACAUCUAAGAAACUACCGAAUUCAUCAGGACGUAAAUAUUCUCAAGAUCCAACUAGGAAAUUUCCUUGUGAUAAAUGUCCAAUGUCAUUUAGAAGAUCAUCAGAUUUGAAAAGACACGAAAAACAACAUUUGAGUAUUCCACCAAAUAUAUGUGAACAUUGUGGUAAAGGAUUUGCCAGAAAAGAUGCCCUUAAAAGACAUAUUGGAACAUUAACUUGUAAAAGAAAUGCAGAUAAGAAAUUAUAUGUUGAAAAUUUAAAUUAUCUUCAAAAUAAAUCAAAUAUAUCUCAAUAUGAACAACAAUCAGAUGAUGAAAUGGGAGAUGAUGAAAAUGAAAAUGACGAUGAUGAAGAUGAAGACGAGGAUAGUAUUAAACGACAGUUUCCAACUUAUGGAUAUCAAAAAGAUUGGUAA
Molecule: messenger RNA, 1353 nt
Organism: Candida tropicalis MYA-3404
Lineage: Eukaryota; Fungi; Ascomycota; Pichiomycetes; Serinales; Debaryomycetaceae
Exons: 1
Coding region: 1-1353 (450 amino acids)
Cellular component (GO): nucleus
Source: RefSeq, a predicted model, not a curated record